UACUUCACACGCCUCCGUUUACCUGGCAGAGCGGCCGAGACGGUACAGUGAUGAGAGGGGAUACAGACAGAGGACCACAGUCCCACUCACUGCCACAACACCGUCCACCCAAAGGGAUCUAAGGUCCAGAACAGCGGCCAAUAACCCAUUGCACUCCGUUUGCUGUCUCCGAAGAAACCAGUCAGUCAAACUCCUGAAGAUACCCAGAGACAGACAGAGAGAGAGAGAUGGAGAUGUUCGCCUGUAUCUUAUCUGUGGCUGUUAUAUUCCCCUCACUGGUCGCCCAGAGAACAGAGCCAAUCUUCACAGCCAUCACUGACACUGUGCUACCCCCCGACUAUGACAACAACCCGACCCAACUCAACUAUGGAGUGGCCAUCACUGAUGUGGACAACGAUGGGAAUCUGGAGAUCGUGGUAGCAGGGUUCAAUGGGCCAAAUCUGGUCCUGAAAUACGACCGAAUGAGGGAGAAGCUGCACAACAUCGCCGUGAACGAGCCCAGCUCCCCUUACUAUGCCCUCCGUGACCGCCAGGGUAACGCUAUCGGCGUGGCGGCCUGUGACGUGGAUGGAGACGGCAGGGAGGAAAUCUACUUCCUCAACACUAACAAUGCAUUUUCAGGCAUGUCUACCUACACAGACAAACUCUUCAAGUUCCGCAAUGGGAGGUGGGAAGACAUUCUGAGCGACAAGAUCAAUCUCGAGCGUAAGGUGGCAAGUCGCUUCGCUGGGCGGUCAGUGGCGUGUGUGGACAGACAGGGCUCUGGCCGGUAUUCCGUGUAUGUGGCCAACUAUGCCAACGGUAACGUGGGGCCUCACGCGCUGAUUGAGAUGGACGAAGCCGCCAGCAACCUGUCACUGGGCAUCAUCGCUCUCUCCAAUGUGGCGGCCGAGGCCGGAGUGGACAAGUACACGGGAGGGCGAGGCGUGGUGGUGGGCCCCAUCGUGAGCCACAACAGGUCCGACAUAUUCUGCGACAACGAGAACGGCCCCAACUUCCUGUUCAAGAACAACGGGGAUGGGACGUUCACAGACAUAGCGGCCCAGGCCGGGAUCGAUGACCCCUAUCAGCAUGGCCGUGGACUGACUCUUGCCGACUUUAACCGGGACGGGAAAGUGGAUGUGGUGUACGGGAACUGGAUGGGACCACAUCGCUUCUUCCUGCAGAGCAGUGUGAACGGAAGAGUCCGAUUUAGGGACGUGGCCACUCAGAUGUUUGCCAUGCCAUCGCCAGUGCGGACGCUGAUUGCCGCUGACUUUGACAACGACCAGGAGCUCGAGGUCUUCUUCAAUAACAUCGCCUAUCGGGGCUCGUCCGCCAACCGGCUCUUCAGGGUGGCGCAGAGGGACGGGCUGGACCCACUGAUUGAGGAGCUGAACCCAGGAGAUGCUGCUGAGCCCACAGGGCAAGGAACAGGAGCGGUGACCACUGAUUUUGACAGGGACGGUCUGCUGGAUCUGAUUAUUUCUCACGGAGAGUCCAUGGCUCAACCUCUGUCCGUCUUCAGAGUGAACCAGGGUUCUGACAACAAAUGGCUGCGGAUCAUCCCACGGACGCGGUUUGGGGCGUUUGCCCGUGGGGCAAAGGUGGUGCUGUACACCAGGAAGAGCGGGCCACACCUGCGCAUCAUUGACGGAGGCUCUGGCUACCUGUGUGAGAUGGAGCCCGUGGCCCACUUCGGACUAGGUAAAGAUGACGCCACACACCUGGAGGUGACCUGGCCAGAUGGGAGGUUUGCCUCUCGUGCCAUCGCCCAGGGUGAGAUGAACUCUGUGCUGGAGAUCAAGUACCCACAGGAGGGGGCACAGCUCAGAGCCACGCAGAUCCAGUGUGGUGAAGGAUUUAUUGCUGAUGAAAACAGCCGAUGUGUAGAUGUGGACGAGUGUGUCCAGUUUCCCCCAGUGUGCUCCAGGGACAGGCCCUUCUGCAUUAACGUGUACGGAGGCUACAGAUGUCGCCACAACAGGAAAUGCAAGCGAGGCUAUGAACCCAAUGAGGACGACACUGCCUGUGUAGCUCAGAUCGCCUACUUUGGAGGGAGUUCCUCGACAGCAGGAAGAGCGCAGGUCUGUGGGUUGUCCGCUGUCACUGUGCUGCUCGGCCUCUUGCACUGGCUUCAGGCCUGAGGUCUGGCUCCGUCCUUCCAUCUCAGGCCCAGCAACAACUGUGUCCUCAGAACUCUCUGUCUCCUACUGCCGAGAGCGUCGAUCGUGGCUCAGAGUUUUCGAGAGACCGUGUCCAACAUUUUCAGUCAGUCAGUCAGUCUCGUCUGGUUUAUUUGCGGUCGGUCCGAAUGAGCCUUUGUAACCGUUUCAAGUCCGAUCUUUGUGCUUUCCUGGAUCGAGAACAUCGAAUCCCGGUUUAUUUUCGAAAGGUAAAAAAAAUUCCCGGUUGUCGUUCCGUUUGUGACGGAAUCUGCUUGGCGCGAUCCC
Molecule: messenger RNA, 2432 nt
Organism: Callorhinchus milii (elephant shark)
Lineage: Eukaryota; Metazoa; Chordata; Chondrichthyes; Chimaeriformes; Callorhinchidae
Product: cartilage acidic protein 1
Exons: 16
Coding region: 228-2126 (632 amino acids)
Biological process (GO): axonal fasciculation
Molecular function (GO): calcium ion binding
Source: RefSeq, a predicted model, not a curated record